AUGAUAAGUUAUCUUUGGUUACAAAUGACACAUUUUCAGUCAUGUAGAAUGUCAGAAAGAUACAAACAAUUGAACCGUUAUAAAUGCCACAGCAAAGUUCGUAAACAUUCAAUGUUGCAGAUGGGUAACAACAAAGCACGUAAAUUUGAAGAUCAAAUAAUAAAUGAUCCAAGAAUAAAAAAUCAUCAUAAGCUAUUGCUUGGGUUGCAUGCAUGAGUAACGAUUCCAUAAAAAAAAAAAGAGUAGCAUAUUAAGGAAACAGGGUUAUCUAUAAGACAGAUUCGAAACAGAAGGUAAAUGCCAAAUGUUCAGCGUGCUGCAUGCACAUGUCAUUAAAGCCAAGAUCUCUUGUUUUUUGUAUUGUUCCAUUCUCUAUGUAUGUACAAGUUCGGUCAAAAGGAAAAAAAGACAAGUUAGAUCUGUCAAAGCCAAUCAUUUCAAAUUCUGAUAUACUCAUUGCUUUGCGUAGAUGGAAAGCAUUGGGACUUGGGUCGCAUAUUCUAAAGCUGAAUUUGCUUCUGUCCCAGAAAAAGCAUUUAUAGUUAGUUUUGCCUUGUAGUACUACUAGUUCAAACAUCAAGCAGACUCAAAACCCAAGACAGUGACACUUCCUACUUUAGUGUUUCUUCCAACUUUAAUUGAGCUUCUCUUUUGAUCUUCGUAUAAAUAUAAAUAACCCUCCAUCUCUCUGUCUCAUUAGACAUAUCAAUAGUUUUUGAAUCAUUCUGUCUCCCUUUGUCCCAAGCUUCUCCAAACCAUAACUCUGUACCAUCAUUUCAUCUAAGCAGUAUUAAUGGAGAUUGUUGAGUUAAAAGUGGAGAUGGUUUGUAUACAUGAGAAGAGACUAAGGAAAUGCCUGUCAAAAUUAAAAGGGAUAGAGAAGGUGGAAGUGGAUACUAACUGUCAGAAAGUAGUAAUAACUGGAUACACACACAAAAACAAGAUCCUAAAAGCUGUUAGGAGAGGUGGUCUCAGGGCUGAUUUUUGGUCUCCUCAGAAUGAGUUGCUUAACGCUUAUGUCAGUGCCAAUUAUGCUAGAUUUAGAUUCAACCCCUUUAGCUUCUUCUAGUUUUUUCUCAUCCCCAACCCCACCAAGCCUUUUUGUGUUUGGCUUUCUCUGUUGAGAUUUUAUAUACACUAUCAUUAUAUUCAUUAGCUUUCUUAUUUCCAUAGAAAUCAUGACCACUCAAAAAAAAUUCAAUGAGGAUAUUUCAGAUAAAUAUAAUAGAAUAGAGAUAUAUUCAACUUAA
Cicer arietinum (chickpea) is the source of this 1250-nucleotide messenger RNA. Its product is annotated as heavy metal-associated isoprenylated plant protein 45-like. The record is from RefSeq and is a predicted model, not a curated record. NCBI's taxonomy places the organism in Eukaryota, Viridiplantae, Streptophyta, Magnoliopsida, Fabales, Fabaceae. Gene Ontology annotation, molecular function: metal ion binding.